AUGGCUGGAAUCAAGGGCGUCCAAAUGAGUGGCGGGCACAUGGCCGCGCUUUCGCGAUGGAUCGCGGGCGCGGUGGUUGUGUGCGGAUUGAGCACGGCGCAAGCUUUCCAGACCAGAGACAUCAAAGACGGCGGGACGAUCACGCGACCUGCGAAUGCGGGGCGGAUUAUCCGCGCGUUUGAUUUCGAGGAGCAGUACACCAAUCCGCUCCCUGUUCCGCUGGGAUGGAUCCGUGCUCAGCAUGAUCCAGAGGUGCCUCGGGAUCGUCCUGGUUUCCCGAUCUGGAACCGAGCGGCGCUGGACUACUCAUCCCCGGCUUUCUCUGGUGAGGGGUCUGUGCAUCUGCCGACUGAUGGUGGAUCAACGAGUCUGAUCUUGCGACACGGCGAGUUGACGGUCUUCCCGAACGCGGAUUAUCUGAUCAGUGCGCGCGUUCGGACGGAUGGGCUCUUGCAUGCUCGAGCGCGGUUGGUUGCGGUUUUGAUUGAUCGUGAAGGCAAUGAAAUUGAGAGCUCAGAAGUUUCCUCGCAGCUGGUGCGGACGCGUGGUGAAUGGCGAUUGCUUUCGGUGUUUAUUGAGGGGACGAAGCCGGAUGCCGCAUUCGUGCGUGUGGAGUUGCAGCUGUUGCAACCAGAGCAGCAACCAAGGUCACGCAGAGUCAAGCCGUUCACAGUAUGGGCGCAGGAUUAUGAUGGUGGGGCGUGGUUCGAUGAUGUCGUUAUCGCCCAGGUCCCGAUGAUCGGGCUCAGCACUGGGACUCCAGGGAACAUUGUUUCAGGUGAGCAGCCUCCGAAACUCCAGAUGACGGUGCGCGAUCUCACGGGUGACGAUCUGCGUUCGCUUGUUCGUGUGUUUGAUGCUUCAGGUAAGCUCAUUGAUGAGCAUAAGAGCGGACGAGGCAAUGGGCUCAACGAGGAGUGGGCUCCCAAUGUCUCAAGGUACGGCUGGUAUCAUGCGAUCUUUGACGUAUUCUCUGGAACAUCCCUUGUAGGACGCAAUGAGCUUGAUUUUCUUUGGCAGCCUGAAAGGGUUGGUGGGAAGCUUGUGGGUGGAUUUGGUGCGAAGCGUUUGGUUCCAGAGGAUUCGAUCUUUGCGCUUCGAUCAACGACGCUUGAUGAUCGUCUGCUUCAGACAUUGCCCCACAUUGUGCAGAUGAGUGGGGUCAAGCAUCUCGAGAUGCGUGCGAUGGAUGCUGACACGGUUGGGGAAGAUCUCCAGAAGAACUCUGUGCUGUUGAGUUCAGUGGAUCGUGUCGUCGAGAUGGGGGUGGACGUGAGUUUGACGAUGGCGGAGGUACCGUUCGAACUCGCGGAUCAAGCGGCAAUCGAUCACGACGCGGUGUUUAAGCUGUUGACGGAGCAUGAAUCGAUCGCGAUGCCGAUGAUCGGAUCUUUAUUGGAUCGGUAUGGUCAGCAGGUUUCGCAGUGGCGAUUGGGGAUCGCGCCCAAUGAAGACAAGAGCGAUGUGCUCGCGGAUGAAGCGGGUGAGGUGCGUGGGUUGAUGGAUCCCUAUGUGCCGGGUGCUGUGAUUGGUGUGCCUUGGGCGAUGGAUCGUCCCUUUGAAGCGGGUGUGAUGAGCGAAUCGAUCCGGCUCUUGGUUCAGGAUGAUCCAACAUAUCCCGAUGACGCGAUGUCGGAUCUGAUCGGACAGUGGGCGCCUGUGCGGAGUGAAUCGGAUGGCGGUGAACUGAGUGUGGUUCAUCGUGCGUAUGCAUCGGCUGGUACGCAGGAAUCCGUAUGGUCGCGUGUGGGGUGGUUGGGACGCCGAGCGAUCUCGUCAUGGUGGGCAAGCAAACUUGCUGGCGCCGAUGCACGCAACACGCAGAUCGUGCUCAGUGAUCCAUGGAUUGUGGAACCUGGUCAGCGUGGUCGUGUGAUGCCGGCGCCGGAGUUGUUGGUGUGGAGGACGCUGGUUGAUCAGCUUGGGGGUCGAGAAGCGAUCGAGGAGAUUGAUCUGGAGCACGGCGUGCGGAUGCUGUUGUGCUCAUCACGCGGCGAUCUUGAUGCGCGUGAUGAUUCGUUGACUGAUGGGAUCUCGGAUGGCGCGAUCGUGCUGUGGCUUGAUGAGCCGACGAUGGAGCGUGCUGUGGUUGAGCUGCCGUUGAGCACGGGUGCGGUCCGACUUGUGGAUCUGUUCGGGAACGAGGAGAUCAUCGGACUCUCGCAUGAAACUGAACUGAGUCUCCCGAUGCAUCGGAUCGAGGUGACGCGCACGCCUGUGAUUGUGACUGGGGUGAAUCCAGAGUUGGUGCAGUUUUUGGGGAAUCUGCGAUUGACUCCGGAUCGAUUGGAUGCGACGACUGGUGUGCACAAGCAUCAGCUUGUGGUGACGAAUCCUUGGGACUUUUCGAUUCGCGGGCGAGUGUACAUUGUUGAACCAGGCGGGUACUCGGAGCCAGGAGGGACGAAUGUGGAUCGGUCAUGGGAGAUCGUUCCACGCGUGGUGAACUUUGUCGUGACGGCGGGGCUUGAAGAACGGAUCGAUCUCGAUGUGUCGUAUUCCUCCGCGCAACUCGCGGGGAUGAAGGAUUUGGUCUUCGAUGUCGAGUUGAUGGCGGACAAAGACUACGGCUUGAUGCGUGUCGAGCGAGAGAUCGAGCUGGGUACCGAUGUAAUUGAUCUGGAUCUGAAGUUCCGGAAGGGGGCGCGGGAUGGGUUGGUUGAGGUCGAUGCGAUUGUCACCAACCAGACGGGCGAGCGGAUCUCUGCGGAUCUAUUCGCGGUGGCGCCGAAGAACGCUCGUCAAGAGUCAACGAUCAGCGCGAUCGAGACUAAAGAAGAGGGUCGGCGUUCGUUCGUGUUCCGAGAACUGACGAGCGGUGAUCAAGCGGUGAUUAGUGUGCGAGUGCCUGGAUAUGAGGUGCGGGUCAAUAAGGCCAUCACCCUACCUUAA
Messenger RNA from Symbiodinium sp. CCMP2592, 2892 nucleotides. NCBI's taxonomy places the organism in Eukaryota, Dinophyceae, Suessiales, Symbiodiniaceae. The record is from the annotation of a GenBank genome assembly.